GCAUCAUUAUUUUCUGAAAAGAGUCGUGAGUGAGACUGAGGCUGAGCCAUGACAGUAGAAGAUCUAAGUACUUUAGAUUCGAAGCAAGAACUUUGUUCUUGAACCAAGUUGUAGUGAGAGAUAAAACGCUUGUCGAAAAAAUGCGACCGUUCGCAACCAUUUUCCGAGUUACCAGUGCCCUCCAACUGUGGUUUCCCAUCCCUAGGGCCUCCAAGCGUGGUGAGCUGCUCCAAGAGCACCAAGCGCGACACACACGACAACCUCCAGAAGCUCUACUUUCUUCGCCACUUCUUCCGCGUCAACAUCCUGGAAAUGGACUGCUAGAAGAUCAUGUCGAUGAUGAUGUUGACCAAGCACUCGUCGGACGAGGACACGGACUCCAACGAGCUGGUACCCGCCAAGAAGUACAACAAGAACAAAAUGCGCUCUCACCUCACUACUCGCCAGUCUCCACCGAACCUCGUCCCCUACCUUCCGGCUCAGCGCUCACUUCUCUCCGCAUUUUCCAAAUAUCGGUGACCAUUUUGCUGUUCGUUUUGGCGAUGGGCAGUGCCGUAUUUCGGAUUCGGUAUGCCGAAAGGGUGUGCAAAGAAAGCUUUAUCACGUUGGCCAACGUGUGUGCCGCAGGGAUGUUUUUAGGGAUGAGUAUGAACCAUCUCCUACCAGAAGCCUUCGAGCUGGCACCCGAAUUGGAGAAUCCAAAGCUGAACGUGGUGGGCGUGGGCGCGUUUUGUUAUGGAGGCGUGGUAGGGGGCACUGGAAAAGAAAUACAAGAUAUUCUAUUUCUUACUUAUUCGAAAUUCCGAUUUAUUCAAAUCAGUGCCUUCGAGAAGGUUGAAACUGAUGUUGAGCAGAAGGUUUUAUGAGGACGAAAAAAUUGGGAGGUGUAGGUGUUGGCAUUAAUAUCAUAUUCUCUCAUCUCUAACUCUCCGGGUAUAUGCUAAUCCUGUUCUGUGAACGCGUCGUUGGUGCGAAUCCUAGCUCGAAUAAGGAAGCCGCGGACAGCCUCAAAAGAAAAGUCUCGGCAAAAUGUUGCGUCAUCCAUGAGUAUUGCAGUGACGCCGGUUGUAGAAGAAGGACAUCCCUAUCUCGAGCACAAGGGAAUCUACUUGAAGCCUCAGAGGACCUCGUUCUAGCUGAAGGCGCUGUCCUCGUUGCGCCUAGUUGUAGCGGCGCCAUCGUCAAAGACUUGUCUUCUGGCAAAGAAGAUCCAGCGAGUACAAGCUCAAGAGCAUUAUUCGGCUCCUCAGGUUGUGACUCCAGUACCUCACCCGGUGGUGGAACCGGAGCUGCAUGCAGCUCAAGCUCAUCAAGAAGUACCUGUUUAACUUCUGAAGAGGCUGCAUUGGCCCAGAAACGAGUCUCCACUGGAGAGGGGGAUGACGCACUAGUCGUCGGUGACGCGGUAGUUAAAGUAGAUGUUGGAGGAACAACGAUACAAGCUGGAGACGAUUGUUGUGGUCAUGCCCAUGGCGAUUCUAGUGGUCAUGCUCAUGGCGAUUGUUGUGGUCAUGAUCAUGGUCUUGGACACGGUUGUCAUCAUUCUCAUGGUCAUCAUGGACAUGGCGCCUCUCGUUCUAGCGAUGCGUCCCACGGACACUUAUUUUCUGGGGAGGACCAUGGAAACCAUGACCAUUACAGCACCGGUUUGCAGCAAGGAGGCAAAGGCGCGUACAUCAUGAUGCUGGCGUUGUCGGUUCACUCAGUUUUUGAAGGCAUCGUAAUUGGCAUUAGCCGCUCAAUUGAAAGCGCAAUGAUGGUGGCUUUGUGUGUUAUGAUCCAGAUACAGAUUGUUGUUGAAACUACUGAAAAGUGAAGAAAAAAGUACUGGAAGAACUGGGACAGGUUCAGUUGUCAUCAAACUUGACCAAGUUCAGUUGUCAAUCGACGACCAGAACUCUCCAAUUCGUGAGCCUCUAUCUUUUUAGAGCUAGAGUUACCUCUUACCAACUCGUGUUAGAGCCAGAGUUACCUCUUACCAACUCGUGAACCUCUAAAAAACUCGUCUGUCACAAAUGGGCAGCAGCGUUCGCGAUCGGAACCGCGUUUGCUACGGCAAAAAUACCAGAGAAAAAAGCAUAUGGCUACCUGAGCAUCUUCGCACUCUCAAGUCCUGUAGGAAUACUGCUGGGAAUGGGGAUUAGCGCGAUCGAGUUGGAGGCAUUGCAGGUACUCUGACUCUGAUGUGCCAUGUAAACACUCCUAGUUCCUUCCAUUCAAUAAACAGGGACAACAUGCCUCGGUUGGACUCAGCUCUAUUGUGCUAAUACUGAAACUUCUGAUCCUGAUGCUAUCAUUUAUGACACGGCAUCCCACUACCACUACGACUACCACCACAUCAGGGCUGCGUGAACGCUGUCGCAGCAGGCACGCUGCUUUACAUUGGAAUGUCAGAGAUUAUCACUGAAGAAUUCGUGAUGACAACGAAUCCAGGUCAGAAGUUCAUCUCCCUAUCAAUCGGCUACGCCUUCAUUUUGCUCGUACAAAUGCUUGAUACGGACUGAGCAGAGGCGAACGCAAGUUCCUUCAGAGCUUGUUUAGUGACUUCGUCUGAAAUUAAGCGUAAGCUGCAAUACACGACGAACAACAUACUGCUUGUUGAGAAAGAUUAUGUUCGACCAAGAUCCAUCACAGCAUACACGAGGGCAACUCCAACAACGGAAAUGACACGCCUGUUGGUUUUACUCUAAUAUAACAUAGGGCAGGGGAGCGUUAGUCGUAGUUUCCGUAGUUUUUCUUUAGCCUUGAUUUUUUGAGCUUAGGAGUGUAGACUGAUACAACUGAAUAGAUCUUUCCUCAAAUAAUGUUCUACGUUCUAGUGUUCGGUCGUUUCACAUAUUGUAUGCAAAUGAGUUGUUGGUCACCACGAAGACAUUGUUACACGUUGAAUGAGAUCUGGCGACCAGUAGAUGAUAUGACACAGCAUGAUCGCAAAGACGAUGCUACGGCUCUCAUUUACGCGAGAGCGAC
Molecule: messenger RNA, 2970 nt
Organism: Amoebophrya sp. A25
Lineage: Eukaryota; Dinophyceae; Syndiniales; Amoebophryaceae
Source: the annotation of a GenBank genome assembly